GCAACCAUAAAGGCCGUUAAGUGCCAGUCAUCGUAACGGUCCCAUCUAGUCGGACGACACUACCGUGCACGUUACGUGAUACGCCCCGCGGCCUCCUUAACGCUGUCAGUGAGCCAUUGUGAAGCGCGCAGACCAGACCAUAGCCCAGCACUCAGCACCAUGCCCCACUACAGGACAUCCAGGCUCCUCGUCGUCCCGAUUCUCCUCAGCUGCUGCCUGAGUGGUGUGGUCGGACUGUGGGGCCUCACCGUGACAGGGGUAUGUGAGAGCGAUCGCCAGUGUAUCCAGGCUCGGGGCCAGAAGUCGUGCUGCGCGCCGCUGGGCCUACGGGACCUGUUCUCGGGGAUCCCCGUCUGCAAGCCGAUGGGCCUGCGGGGCGACCGCUGCCACAUCGCCGGGGACUACCUGCCCUAUCCGCUGGACGCCCCGAGACGCUUCUGGCGCUGCCCCUGCGCCGACGGCCUGUCCUGUCUGGCGCCCAGGGGCAAGGUGCUAGGCCGCUGCGAUUAUCCACACAUGCGCUGAUGAUGACGUCACCGGCGCGACCGCCAUCUUUGUUCGGUGAUGACGUCACCAGCGCGGCCGCCAUCUUUGUUCGGAGAUGACGUCAUCGGCACGACCGCCAUCUUGCUUCUAGAAAUUUGCAUAUGCGGACGGGCGUGUCCUUUAGUAUGACCUUGAAUGGUGAACUGUUAUCUAACAAAUGAACUGUUGUUUGACAGCCUCAGUAACCACAGUAAAGCAAGAAAGGUCGCUUGUCCAGUAUUUGGUUUUAGGAGCACAUAUCAAGGAAAAAUUGUACCGGAUAACUAAGAGGAAAUAGUUAACAUUUCUGUCGAAUUGUGAUGCAUUUUAGAAGAAAAUUAGUGUUCAACAUCCAGUGAGAAACUCUUCUUGUAGAUAACCUUGAAGUACACCACUGCAUUUGUCAUACUACAAUUCAAAGAUUCAUUGAAAACACUUUGAAAUGGAGGCAGUGCAGAGGGGAGUUUAUAGUGGAGUAUGCCCGCUAUAAUUUUUUUCCUUAUAACAUUUCAAGUCCAUGCCUACUACAUUUGAGUAUACCUAUUUGAGUCCUAAUGUUGUGUUAGGAAAUAUCAAAGAUUCAGGUCCGAUUUUGACCUUACAUGAUACAAUAUUCACAAAUACGAGCUGGGCUCUUGAAUGUACAACUUAAUAAUUCACAAUAAAAGUAUGAUGACUUGAAAA
Branchiostoma floridae (Florida lancelet) is the source of this 1209-nucleotide messenger RNA. RefSeq names its product toxin MIT1-like. The transcript has 2 exons. The record is from RefSeq and is a predicted model, not a curated record. Lineage: Eukaryota; Metazoa; Chordata; Leptocardii; Amphioxiformes; Branchiostomatidae. The coding region runs from base 160 to 525 and encodes 121 amino acids.